Molecule: messenger RNA, 5867 nt
Organism: Trichomycterus rosablanca
Lineage: Eukaryota; Metazoa; Chordata; Actinopteri; Siluriformes; Trichomycteridae
Gene: lrriq1
Product: leucine-rich repeats and IQ motif containing 1
Exons: 27
Coding region: 77-5389 (1770 amino acids)
Molecular function (GO): protein binding
Source: RefSeq, a predicted model, not a curated record
ACGCAGACGCUGUCAGUACACGAGCUGCUCUGCUGGUUGUUUAGCAGUAAAACAGGAGCUACAUUUGAAAUGAAGGAUGGAUGCAUGUGACAUUGAAAGAUUUAUUGAGAAAGAACUGGAAAAGCUGAAUGUGAAUCUUUUUGAAAGCGAUUCUGACAGUGACACAGAUAUUGAAGAGGAUUGUACUGAAUCGAAUGAAACGCCAGAAAACCACCUUCCUGACUCAGUGCUUGCCUUUUUUGAAGCUUCAGCUAACAGAUUAAAUUAUUUGGAGACACUUAUCCUUGUUCAUGAAGAUGAUACCACAAGCAAUCGCCUGCCUUGCUCAGGUCUUUGUAACGAUGUUCAAAAUGAACUGGACUCUAGUUCUGAUGAAGAUCCCACAAAGCUGAACAAAAGAAUCAUUUCUGAAAUUGAAGAGGAAAUAUGCCAUUCACAUGAAGAUAAUGAUCCACAUGAUGAUUAUGAAACUAACUGUGAUUCACACAAGAAAUGUGAAAUGCAGCUUCUUGUUGAGUGGCGAGAACUGGAGGAGAGACUGAGAAAAGAGGAUGAACAAAGGUUGGCUGAGAAAAAAGCAGAGAAGGAACACCAUCUAACCUCAUUCCGAGAAGAGAUGGACAUGAGGCAGUGUCGACGUGAAGAGUUUGAGAUGGAGCUAAGAGGAAUAGAACAAAUUAGUCUGUUUGGACAGUUUAAAGCUGUAGAAGGUGAAGAUCAGUUAAGUGAAAGUCUACAAGAUGAAAUGGUCAAACAACAGGAGAUAAUAAAGAGAUUGGAAGAGCAAAUUCAAGAAGAAAGGCAAGUUUUUGAGGAGGCUCAGCAGGAGCAAAGGAGAAAAACCGAGGAGCGACGCUGUAGAGCAGCUACAAAGUUACAGGCCGCUUUCAGAGGUAGGCUGGUACGUCGCUGGACCAAGAAUGAGCUUAACAAGAAGAGAGAAGAGGAGAAAAGAAACCAGGAAAAAAUUAAAGAGAUAGAAAGGAGGAAAGAGGCUGAGGAAAGGAUGAUGAGAGAGUGGGAGGAAAGCAAAAAAAGAGCGUCAGAGGUGGAGAGGCAAAAGAGAGAAGAAGCCGAGAGGAGAAGAGCCGAGUACGAAAGGGCCAAGGAACAAGAGCGGCAUCGCCUGGAGAGAGAAUGCAGCCUGGAGAUGCAGAGAGUGGAUCAAGAAAAUAAAAAAAGAAUGGAAGAGAGGAAAAUAGAGGAGGUACAGGAUGAGGUGAAGAAAGGAACAAAGGGGUCUGAGGCAAAGAUAAUUGAGGAAGCAAAAAUAAUCAAGGGUGAGGAGGAGAAAGGGACAGUAACGGAAGAGGAAAAACUGGAGGAGAAAAAAAGAAAAGUUGAAGAAGCAGAGAUGGUUGAUAAAGGAAAAAUAAUGGACGUGAAACAAAAUGUUAUAAAGAAGGAAAUCAUUAGAGAGAGUGAGAAGACAAAAAGGGACAGAGGAAAGAGCAAAAGACUUGAAGAGCAGAAAAUAGAGGACAAAAUAGUAAAUGAGGAGGUCUGUAUAGGAAAGGAAAUGGAAGAUCCACAGAUUGAGAAUGAAAGAAAAAGAGAGGAGAAAGAAAAGAGGAAAAGAAUAGAAACAAAAAUAAUGGAGCGUAUGGAACAUGAAGUAGUUCAGGAAAAGAAAAGAAAAGAAGAAGCAAUGAAAACUGAAAAUGAAAGAACGACACAGGAGGAGGAGGAAAAGCAGAAAUGGAUUGAAGCGAAACUAAUAGAGGAUGGUAAGAGAAGACUAGAAGAGGAGAAGAAUAACAUUGAAAUAAAUGAAAACAAAGAGGAAAAUGCAAACGGUAUAAGGUAUGAAAGAAAAAUAGUGAAGGAGCCGAAAAUAAAAGUAGAAGCAGAUGAGUGUAAAAGAAAAGAAGAGGGAAAUGCAAAAAGGAUUGAAGAUGAAGAAGAAAGAAAGAACGAAGAAAAAAGGUCAAGAACACAAGUGAAAAGAACAAAAGAAGAAAAUAAAAAUAUAAAUAUAAAGGAAAUUAAAUAUAAAGAAGAAUCAAAGAAUGCUAAAGAUGAAAGAAAAAUGGAGGUGGAAAAUCAGAAAAUGAUUAAAGGAAAGGAACUGCAGAAUGAGAAGAGAGAACCUGAUGUGGAGAUGAAAAAGAAUGAAUACCAAGAAGUAAUACCUGGUGAUAAAGAGAGCAACAUAAACAAUUUGAAAAUAACUAAUAUUAAUAAUAGACAAACCAAAGAAGAAAAGAAAACAGUUGCAAAAACUGCAACAAGUUUAACAAUGGAAGACGCGAAAGGACUGGAUGACCUGAAGGGAAAUCCAAAGACAAAAAGAGACAACAAAGAAAGUGUGAGAAAUUCUGAACUAAUGGAAAAGAAAGACAGAAAUCUGGACCACGUCCCUCAGCAACAUCUUUCUCAGCCAAACAUCUUAAACAGAUCUCUGUUCUCCAACAAUGGACAAGCAGAUCAGCUUGACCCAUGCAGAACUUCACAAUUUACCAUUACUAAUACCAAUAAUGACAAUGUUACAGUUGAAGAGGGAAACGAAACAGACAGACUUCAGGGUGACGCAGUCGAUUUGAUGGAGACUCAUGAAAAUAGUGACCUAAGUGUCCAGGGCUUGAGCUCUGCAUCUCUGCCAGACAGCACAGAGGGAAAACGUUUAGCCUGGAUGAUGAACUGUACUCCUUGGUCCAAACUAUCUAUACAGAACAAGAGAAAGAGGCCUUGUGAUCUCCCUAAAAAGAGGGGGUAUAGGAGAGCCUCAGUGCUUAAUCUGCCACCUUUACCUAUAGAAGCUGUGCUCAGGUCCGGGCCCUGGACUGCUCUCAAACAGGUGACAUCAGUAACUCUGGAAGAUCUGCCUGGUUGCAGUCUCUCUACACUAUCGGACUGUACCAGACUACAGUCUCUUAUCCUCAGGCGAUGUGGUCUUCAGGCCCUGGAAGGACUUAACCAAUGUUAUGAACUUCGACAUAUUGAUGUACAGGAGAACAGCAUCAUGUAUGUUGACUGUGGAGGUCUGACCAGGCUUGAGGUUCUGCUGUUGGGUGGGAACCAACUUACAAGCAUCCAUGGUCUGGAGGGUGCAGUUAACCUGUCUGUGCUGCAGCUUUCUCAUAACAACAUCUCCCGCAUCAGUGGUUUGGGAUCUCUUCAAAAGCUUCACAGACUAUCAGUUGAUCAUAACCAGUUAAUCAGCACAAAAGGGCUCAAAGACGUUUUCACACUUUUAGAUUUGGAUUGUUCCUAUAACCACCUCAGUCUUGUAGAAGGUCUGGAGAACUGUGCUCUCCUUCAUACUCUGAACCUGAGAGGAAAUAAUCUGACUGAGUUGCCUGUGCUGAAUAACCAUGUCCUGCUGAGGGAACUCUAUGUGGAUGACAACAGCAUCUCCUCCCUGAAGGGCCUGGACUCCUGCUGGCUGCCUCUCCAGCACUCGCUCUCAGUGGCGCAGAACAGUAUCACUCAUCUUCCACCGCUGGCGGACUUGCUUUCACUGAGGACACUAGAUAUUAGUUACAACUGUCUGUCAGAGCUGAGAAACAUUUGUAUGAGUCUUUCAGGAUGCACUCUUCUCCAGGACCUUAACCUCACUGACAAUCCUCUACAGCUGGAACACAACUGGAGGUCUUCUGUACUGGCAGCAAAUCUCAACUUAAUGAAGUUGAAUGGAGAGCAAACAGGAGUGUCUGGAUUGCUCUCUGAGGGAUCGACACAGAUCUGGAGCUUUCAGGCUCUCUGUCAGAGACAUCAGGAUCAGCUUGACUCAGUCCUACAGAGACACAGCUUGGAGAUCAGCUCGACUCCCUCCUCCCUGAAGGCUCAGCUCCUGCUCGGUAACCACAUCGCUGAGCUGUUCCAUUUGGCUGAAGAGCAACGUUAUGCUCAUGAGUAUGGUGACAGCUGUGUCUCUGGAACAACCACAACAGAACUUACUGCCCCCAGCUGCCUGCAUGAUUCAUCUGAGAGUGAAUCACCACAAGAGCAGAGUUCUCAGGCCAAGACUCGGCAGCCAGAGGAAAACAAGACUCAGAGUUGGCAGGAAUCACGUCUGCCUGGUUUUGGCCAGAAAUGCCAGCCUGAGUGUGCAGGUGACCCGUGUAUUGGUUGUGCCAGUAAUUUAAUAAAUCCAGCCCAGAACAUCAGAGGCAUUCAAGCAAAUGAAGACAAGGACGAGAAAAUGAUUAUCCAGGCUCCCAGGAUGCAUCUCAAAACCAUGGCAGCUACAGUGAUCCAGCGCUGCUGGCGUGACCACAGACAAAAGAGACGGAUGAGUCCUUCACGGCCACGUGCAAAGCCUCCUGGGAGAAUGGGUCCUCAAACGGCUCAGAGAUCAAGCAAAACAAGACCUCAGUCUCUUAAUAGAGUCCAAGCAGCCACUGUCAUCCAGGCAGUGUGGAGAGGAUAUGCACUACGGAGCAGGCUGGCUCGUGCACUUCUGCUGGCCAGGGUAUCGGAGGGUGAUGAGGCCUUUGAGGAGGUGGACAUGGAUGAAUUCAUUUUUAAUGAGGAGGCGAUUGAGAGUGACUGGAUGACUCCUGAUGCCUUAUCGUCCUCAGUGGUGCCAUGUUCAGUACAUCUGCUGCAGCCAAAGCCUCCUCUAACUGCAGUUUAUAAUGGUGUAACUGAGCAGCUGUGGAAGCCCAGACAGGCCUGGACUGACAAUGAUGGAACAAUGAUGGUGUCAGAGAAGAGUCUGUCUCCUGAUGCAAAUACCAGCAUGCAGUCUUCAGCAUCACCACUAGGACUCUGCAAUUUGUCAGAAAGAUCAGAGAAAAUACUUGAAGAAUGGGGCUUUAGCAGUGACUCCACCGCUCUCCUCAUGCUUAAAAGGGCUCAGAAAAUGAAGGCCAGAAAGCAGCAGCAUCAGAGAAAAUUACUCGACCCAGACGUUCGAUUGGCCCUAUUCAGACAUCACAGCAACCGCCCUGUGGCUGUGGAGCCCCCUAGGAAAUCUCAGCCUGAAUGCAGAAGUGAAAUUAAAGCUGGCAGAGGAAAAGUACACGCUCAGAAUACACUGACAGAACAGCCAGACGAGACGCAGAUGCAGCACAGAACCUACCAGUGGCUACAAAGCCAAGCCGCUCAGACUAAGAGAAACUCUGAGAGUGAUCAUUUCCUCCCAGAGAUUGAUCCUGAUAUUCUGAAUGGUGGAAGGGUUCAGCUUGUGGCUUGUGCAGGGUACACGGAGCGUUCACAUUCAGCAGCGAGGUCGUGGGUUGAUGGUUUUUCUUCACCUCAUGACCGACAGGCUCACUCUCGCUCACACUCAGCUGGACAUGCAAAGAAAGAAGUGCCGUCUCCUCAAAGAGUCACCUUGGCUCCAGCUAGGAAGGAGAGGAUCUCAUUCCGAAACAACCCGGUGCAGCUGAGUGGAGGCUGGGGAGGAGGGAAAAAAAGAGUUCAAGUGAACAAGAUAAAAUAACUUUUCUGCUCUAUGUUUAUAAGCAUGAUCUAGUCCCAAUGCCUUUGUUUUUAUGUACACCUAUGAAAGUAUGAUUUUUCAAAGAAUGAUAGAUGGUUUUAAAUAAGCCCUUAAAAGCCUUAAGAUUCACUUUUUAUCUCACUGCAGCUUCUGUUUCACUAAAACUAAGCUUCUUCCGCUGUAAAUUAAUUAAAAGCAAUAGAUGAGGUAUAGCCCAAAUAUCUGCAGGCGGUUCUGGGAUGAGUCUUAUUCUCAAAUAUCAGUGCAUUUCAUUUAACGGCGGCAGGCUGUGGAAUGGGUGGAAACCAUUUACAAAUGACACGGCUAAUAUUCAAACAACGGCCAGCAUAGGAAGCAGCUUUUUCUUGUUAUCUUCUACUUGGGGUUUGUUUAAUGGUUAAUACUUGGUUGACCUAUUGUAAUAUAAGAGAGUUUCUUUUUGUAUUGUAAUUCAGCAAUAAAUGCAGAUUGAAAUCGC